Messenger RNA from Lethenteron reissneri (Far Eastern brook lamprey), 1655 nucleotides. RefSeq names its product RUS family member 1 (gene RUSF1). The record is from RefSeq and is a predicted model, not a curated record. Lineage: Eukaryota; Metazoa; Chordata; Hyperoartia; Petromyzontiformes; Petromyzontidae.
CCGCCAAACACGGAACGCGUGUCUCUGUCACUACACACGAAACACGUGUCCCCCUCUCUCCCUGUCUCUCUCUCUCUCCCUGUCUCUCAUCAUCGCCGCUCUCUCACUCGCCGCGUGUCAACGGCGCCGCGUGGAUCAGGCGGUGGGGAGUGGAGGCGAGGAAGGGUUUGGCGUGGACGAAGAUGGCCAUGGAGGAGGAGGUGGAGGGGGUGGAGGGGGUGGAUGAGGUGGAUGAGGUGGAGGGUGAGGAGGGGGAGAUCGUGGCGAGCGAGCGCUACGGGAGCCGUCGCCCCGAGCGCCACUACCGGCGCGCGGCCCGCGGAGCCGCCGCCGCCUGGCGCAGCCACGGGCUCAGUGGCGGCAGCCUCCUCUACACUCUCACGUCGGUCUUCCUGCCCCAAGGCUACCCGGAGAGCGUGAGCGAGGACUACCGGACUUACCAGACGUGGGACACGCUGCAGGCGUUCUGCAGCAGCGUGACGGGCGCGCUGGCCACGCAGGCCAUGCUCAAGGGAGUGGGCGUGGGCGACGGGGCCGCCUCGCUGGCCGGGGCCACCGUCACCUGGCUGCUGCGGAGUGGAACGGGAAUGCUGGGCAGCAUCGUGUUCGCCUGGAAGAAGGGGUCCAAUCUGGAUUGCGAUGCGAAGAAAUGGAGGUUGUUUGCCGACGUGCUGAAUGACGUCGCGAUAUUCCUGGAGAUCCUGGCUCCCGGCUUCCCGCCUCUCUUCACGUUCGUCGUGUGCGUCUCCGGCGUGCUCAAGUCCGUGGUGGGCGUCGCGGGAGGAGCGACCAGGGCGGCUCUCACCGUGCACCAAGCUCGGCGCGACAACAUGGCCGACGUGUCGGCGAAGGACGGCAGUCAGGAGACGCUCGUGAACCUCGCGGCGCUGGUUUUCAGUCUGAUGCUCACGCCGCUGGUGACCAACAACCCCACGCUGACGUGGACCCUCUUCCUGCUGUUCACCGCGCUGCACCUCUUUGCGAACUACCGCGCCGUGAGCUGCGUCGUCAUGGAGACGCUGAACCACGCGCGGCUCGCCAUCGUGGCGCGCCACUUCCUCGCCCACGGCUCCGUCCCGAGCCCCGCCGCCGCCAACGCCCGCGAGUCCGUCAUGCCAGGCACGCCUUCGGCAAGUUCCCUCGCGGUCAACGUCGGCGUUCCCUUCGCCGACGUCGUCACCACGGCAAGUGAACUACCGAAGGAUGCAAGCGACAGGAAGUACCUCCUCCGACUAAACAAAGCGCGCGGAGCCGUCUCGAUCGUCCUGCACUACUCGGCCGGCGCGAGCGACAUCAUCGCGGCCUGCUUCCACGCACAGCUGCUGAGCCUCGCUCUGCUGCGCGGGGCCUCCGUGGAGGUGGCCGCGGCGCACCGGGACGGCUUCCUGCAGCUGCAGAGAGAAGUAACCGACGGCGACCACCGCUCGUCGGCGUCUCAAGAUUUCGCGACGCGCCUCUUCCCGGAGGUGCUCGCCGGGCUGCAGAGCGCCGGCUGGGCCAUCUCCGCAAGCCUCCUGCAGGCCGACGAGUGGCGCGCACAGUGGCACGAGGGCCGCAAGAAGGCGCAGUGACGUCGUACGUCAAGAAGGGGGUUUUGAUAACGACACGAGAAAAAACGAUUGAAUUUGGGGCAUCUGUUCCGUUGGGGAGAAAUG